AUGACAUUCGCCGGCUUCGUGGUGGCGCUGGUGAUAGGGGCGAUCCCUGGAGCCCGCGGGCCGGGGCAGGUCUCCGCCAGCCUCCCGGCCGCCCGCGCCCCACAGCCCCCCGCCGGCUGCCCCGCCGGGGGCUUCCCUGCGGCCCAGCGCCCCUGGGCACCGGCGGCGCCCGUUCUGCCGCGCCGGGGGGCGGCGGGCCGGGCGCCGCGGGGCCGCCGCAGCUCCUGCGCCCUACCCGGCGGCGGCGAGGGACGACCCGGCUGCGCCCCCGGAGCCGGCCGGGGCGCGGCGGAGCGCGGCCGCGCUGACUGCGAGCGAGGGUCAGUGAGACUCCGGGGAGGCAAGAAUGAGUUUGAAGGUACAGUGGAGGUUUAUUUGAAUGGAAUCUGGGGAACAAUCUGUGGGAGCCAUUGGGACAAUAAUGACGCGACAGUUGUAUGUCGACAGCUUGCACUUGGGGAAAAAGGUACAGCAAAACACAUACCCUUUUCUGGAUUAGGCCUUAUUCCUGUUUUCUGGAGUGAAGUGCGUUGUCGUGGUGAUGAAGAAAAUAUACUGUUAUGUGAAAAAGAUACCUGGCAAGAUGGGACAUGUCCUCAAAAAAUGGCAGCUGCUGUCACAUGUAGCUCCUCCCUGGGCCCUGUCUUCACUCCGAUCCGGCUGGCUGGUGGGAGCAACGCCCACGAAGGAAGAGUGGAAGUUUACCAUGGUGGCCAGUGGGGCACAGUCUGUGAUGACCAGUGGGAUGAUGCAGAUGCUGAAGUUGUCUGUCGGCAGCUCGGCCUUGGGGGUGUUGCCAAGGCAUGGAGCCAGGCUUACUUUGGAGAAGGCUCUGGCCCCGUGCUGCUGGAUGAAGUAAGGUGCACGGGAAAUGAACUCUCGAUAGAACAGUGCCCAAAAAGCCCCUGGCGAGAACACAACUGUGGCCACAAAGAAGAUGCUGGUGUUUCCUGCACACCUCUCACAGAUGGUGCGCUGCGGCUCGCAGGCGGGAAGGGCAGUCACGAGGGCCGCCUGGAGGUCUAUCACACAGGCCAGUGGGGCACGGUCUGUGACGACGGCUGGACGGAGCUCAACACGCAGGUGGUUUGCUGGCAGCUGGGAUUUAAGUAUGGAAAAAGUGCAGGUAUGGAAAAAGAGGGCUCCUCAGAAGGAAGCUCUGGGCCCAUCUGGCUGGAUGAUGUGAUCUGCUCUGGGAAGGAGACAAACCUCCUGCAGUGCUCCCGGCGGGAGUGGGGGAAGCACGACUGCAACCAUCAGGAGGAUGUCAGACUCAUCUGCCACCCAGAAAACGACAGCCACAAGCGCUCACUUGGUCCUCCCAUCAGGCUGAUGGAUGGUGAGAAUAAGAAGGAAGGACGUGUGGAGAUUUUUAUCAAUGGCCAAUGGGGCACAAUUUGUGAUGAUGGAUGGUCUGAUAAGGAUGCGGCUGUAGUCUGCCGACAGCUUGGCUACAAAGGUCCAGCCAGAGCAAGGACAAUGGCCUAUUUUGGUGAGGGCAAAGGCCCGAUCCAUGUGGAUAACAUCAAGUGUACAGGAAAUGAGAGAUCCUUGGCAGACUGCAUUAAGCAGGACAUUGGGAUGCACAACUGCCGGCACAGCGAGGACGCGGGGGUCAUCUGCGACCACCUAAGCAAGAAAGUCCCUGGGAACAGCAAUAAAGAUUCUCUUGCUUCUGUUUGUGGGCUGAGGUUACUCCAUCGUCGACAAAAGCGAAUAAUUGGUGGGAAAAAUUCUUUACGGGGCGGCUGGCCGUGGCAGGUGGCACUGCGGCUGAAAUCCUCUCAUGGUGACGGGAGACUCCUGUGUGGUGCUACUCUCAUCAGCAGCUGCUGGGUCCUCACUGCUGCACACUGCUUUAAAAGGUAUGGCAACAACACUCGCAACUACGUGGUGCGGGUUGGAGACUACCACACGCUGGUGCUGGAGGAGUACGAGGAGGAAAUCGGAGUCCAGGAGAUUGUGGUGCACAAGGACUACAGGCCUGACAGCAGUGACUACGACAUUGCCUUGCUGAGGCUGCAGGGGCCCGAGGAACAGUGUGCGAGGUUCAGCACCCACGUUCUGCCUGCCUGCUUGCCACUGAGGAGGGAGCGACCACAGAAAACUGCUCCCAACUGCUUCAUCACUGGAUGGGGUGACACAGGACGGGCUUAUUCAAGAACACUGCAACAGGCUGCCAUCCCCUUACUUCCCAAGAGGGUGUGUGAGGAACGCUACAAAAGGAGAUUCACAGGAAGAAUGCUCUGCGCUGGAAACGUGCAGGAACAGAAACGAGUGGACAGCUGUCAAGGAGACAGUGGUGGACCACUGAUGUGUGAACGCCCAGGGGAAAGCUGGGUUGUGUACGGUGUCACCUCCUGGGGCUACGGCUGUGGGGUCAAAGAUUCCCCAGGUGUCUACACAAAAGUUUCAUCUUUCGUACCCUGGAUUAAAAGUGUGACCAAACUAUGAAUGCCCAUAAUGAAAACUGAACUUUGAGGCAGGACAAUUUGAACAGCAGAUGCAGUGCACAGCUGGGGCCCACAGUGGGUGGAAACAGACAUUUUCCUGAUUCAUGUGUUUUUGUUUUCAUUAAAUCCAAGCUGUAUACACUCAAGCCUUCCAGUUAGGGAUUACCGUCCUUCCUGUUCCAGAAGUUUAAAUAUUGCAUGAACAAGCUACUAUGUAUCUAAGGGGAAAAGUGAUAGCCAGCUAGAGUUAAUACUGGAGCAGGACAGCUGGAGACUGCCCACAAGACUGUUGCUCCAAGCUAUUUAUGCUCCAAGCUUCUCUACAAUUAAUUACAGAUCUCAAUUAAUCUUCAGUCUAGUUUAUUAGUCUAUUUUAUUCCUAUGAUUUUACACUCAGUCCCCUAAAUUGGAUCAUGUUUCAGUAGCUUCUGAGACCAUUCAUAGCCUGAUUCUUGAUAAGUAAUUCUCAGUAUGUAUUAAAUGCAGGAAGGAAAAGAAUGGUCAAUAAUCACAUUCCCAGGUAAUUGGCUAAAUGCCUUCACAGGAAGGAAAAGAAUGGUCAAUAAUCACAUUCCCAGUUAAUUGGCUAAAUGUCUUCACAGGUUAGUAUGCUUGAAGUACAUUCCCACGUAAAACAGGCAGUACAGUGACAGUUUCCCCACAACAUCCUGCACAGCUGCAAGAGCAACAACUUAUCUACUUCACUUAGGUAGCAUUUGUCCUAUUUCUGAAAUUGGCAAUUUUGAGUAUAUACAGCAUUUUGAAGAAGAUUCACUUUUUCCAUUUACCACUAGCUGUCAGUAGUGUCAGACUAACAGACAUCCCUAUCCUUUCACUGCUGGGCUUUGCUCAAGCAGCGCCAAGAACCUUGGUCAAUCCUACCAGACAAAGUUAUACAUACAAUGGAGCUGUUGAGCCGAAACUUGUCUGAAAAGGUCUAUAAAGUCUUAAACUAUGUUUUCUAUAAAGUAAGAUUUAGACAACUCUCUCCUGCUUAGCUGCAACACUGGUUCAGAGUGAUCUCACAGGAAAGCUUAGUUUUCAGUGACUUCUAAAGCACUGACACAUCUUGAUUUUGUUUAAUUCCAUUUCCAAAUACUGUUCCCCGUGCCAUGAAAUCCCUAACAACUUUUUAAAAAAAUGCACUGAUAACCAACUUACUGUCCAUUGAGAAAGGGCCACCACACCGAACCUAGAACACAGCAGGUAAUCACCACCUUAUUGUAACACUGAAAGGCAUCAGUCUGGAAAUCACCUGUGAACUGACUCACUGGGGAGGGAGCCAGGACACUACAAUCCGCAGGUCAAAGACCGUGCUGAGUCCAAGCAUGCUCUAUGCAUCACAGUAACAAGCAUGCUCAUAAAAACAACUGAAAGCUGUGGGCCAUAAAACACUCCCGUGUGACAAGUGUGGCAGAUGAGCGUCACCACAUAGUGAUUGUGCAAACUGCGACCACCAGUGACUGUUUCCCAGUUUCCUAUUCCCCAAACUGGCUAUGACUGUGUUGUGUGGUGUUUUGUGAAAAAGUGGGGUGCUUGCAUUCAUGCUGUAAGUGGGCAAUUAUUCAUUUUUGUAUUGUUGUGUGUCUCUCUGGUGUUAUAACAAAUAUCCAAGACUCACUUGCAUAUGAAGUGGCAAUGACAUUGCCGAAGCCCAUAUGAUUGAACAUUUAGCCCUUAAUAUCUCCAACCUCAAAUUUAAGUUUUCAAGGGUCAGGACUAAUUAUUGUAACUGGUGCUAAAGUAGUACAUGAGGUGCUUUAAUACAUUUUAGUUCUCUGUAAUUCCACACUAUUUGAAAUAGUGUAAAAUAUUUUAAUACAUCAUAAAUCACUGUACUGUGACCACCUACUGUUAGACCAAUGCAAAACACCGUGCUAGUCAACUUCAAAACCAUUGCGUUUUUACUUCUAUAUAGCCCUUAAUUACAAGGGAAGUCAGUCUGUCAAAAGUAGCUGCAUGUAACAUCCAAGUUUUGCUGUACAAGACCCAUUGAGACUUGUGGUGAAGUAGGCUACGUAGUGCAAUAUAUAUGCGUUAUAUACAGGGGAAAGGAUCAUCCUUUAAUAGCUGCACCACAGAAACAGGAUACUUUGUGGGGGGGGAACUAAACCUGCACACUUAGUGUAGUAAACAUUUAGAUUUAGUACAGUACUUUCUUAUUUUUGCUCUUUUAAUAGAACGCUUUGUUAGAUUUUAAAAUGUUGCACUGUUUCCAUGCUGAGCAUGCCUUCUCAGUUUCUAACAUAAAAUGAAAUUGCCUCCAUCUUAUGCCAUUCUCAUUUUUGUUCAGUGAGCCUGAUGGUGUACAUGUAUACAAUAAAAACUGCCACACUGA
Messenger RNA from Agelaius phoeniceus (red-winged blackbird), 4791 nucleotides. It is a transcript of the gene PRSS12, whose product is annotated as serine protease 12. Gene Ontology annotation, molecular function: serine-type endopeptidase activity. Gene Ontology annotation, biological process: proteolysis. Gene Ontology annotation, cellular component: membrane. The record is from RefSeq and is a predicted model, not a curated record. NCBI's taxonomy places the organism in Eukaryota, Metazoa, Chordata, Aves, Passeriformes, Icteridae.